CUCCUCCGCCCUCUACCCCCUGAUGCCCCCUCCAUCUGCUCACAGAGGAGACUGAGAACAGCGAGCAGAAUAAGCCAGUGGCUCCACUGGUGGCCACUUUAGAGGAUGACGAGGACAACAUGGCACAGUCCAAGUCUGGAAACAAGCGGAAGUCAAUAUGGCCGCCCAGGGACAUGGAAAAGAGACCACAACCAUGGGCGGGUCCACACCCAUUCGCCGACGAGAUCCAAGAUGUGCAACAACCUGGGAAAGACGGCAACGAACCACAGACACUGACUGGGCAGACAGAGAAGACCAAGGGGGAAAAGGCACCACUCGGGGCCACCAGAGGAGGCCUUUCCCAGCCCAGCUCCAGCCUUGCCUGGCCUCCCUCCCUCACUUCAGCCCAGACGGUGGUGGUGUCCCCCCUGAGUCGUCCGGAGGGCCCCUGGCCCCGGGCUCUGACCCUGGAGGGAGCUGGUUCAGAAAGGGGAGCCCUGGUCCAGAGACUGGCUGGACUGGAGAAGGAGGCUCAGAGGCUGAGGAGGAUACUGGGUUCCAACGCACCCCCAGCAACGCAGGACACUGUGGUGAUGACAGAGGCUGCCUCUGGGGAUAAGGCAUCUGGUGGGGUGGGGGCGGAGACAACGGUGGCCAUGGUAACCAAACAGGACCCAAAGGAGUGUGAGAGCUCAGCUUCCCCUGGCAUACCAGGGCUGGUUGUGGAGGGCGUCCAGCCCCAGAGAGAGCAGCCUGAGCUGGGCAGGCUGAGGAGGGAGAAGGCUGACCCCCAGAGCAGGCUGAGACAGACUGACAGCCCAGUAACCAGGGACCAGAGCUCCCGCAUUGUGCAAGAGAACCUCCACAAAAUGCGAGGGAACGUGGUGGCUCUGCUGUCAGCCAUCCUGCCCCACCUGGACCUGCAGGGCAUCAGCCUGGACACGCCAGACGUAGACAGCAUCCUGCAGCAGAUCAUAGACGCCAACUCACUGUCUCCACUCUAGAACCCACUCUCAGUGCUCUAGAACCCACUCUCAGUGCUCUAGAACCCACUCUCAGCACUCUAGAACUCACUCUCACCACUAGUACUUAUGCUCACCACUCUACUGUAGGUAACUAAUCGUUUAUUUUUCCAUACCAACCUGGAACCCCUAUGUCCACAACACAUUAUCCACACACUGACUCACAUUGUAAUGGCUGACCCAUCUUAAUAGCCCAACUAUCACAUUGUAAAUACUUCAUCCCCAAUUGACCCUGCCUAAGUUCAGAUGCGUUGUACUGUACUCGUUGAGUGUGAGAUGUUGUAAUACUGUACUCAGAUCAGCUUGCUAUGCUGUAUGUUUUACCUUCACCAUAUGUAAAGGAUCCACAUAAGUAACCAGCAGUCUGCUUAAUUUAAUAUCAUGUGUUAUUACUUGUCAAUCAGAGACCCUGGCUUGUGUGAGAGAAGCUGAGAAGCCUAUUACUGUUUGCUUUUCAUCCUUGCUACUGUUUUUAAUAUGUUUGUUGAUUAUUUUGUCAUUUUAAUAUAUGAACAUGUUCCUUGAUAGUGUUAGGGCUGGACUUCAACUACCCUGUCAUUACAAUGUUUUAUCGUUUGUUUGCUUGCAUAUCUUUUUAAAGAAAAUCAACCAGG
Oncorhynchus tshawytscha (Chinook salmon) is the source of this 1615-nucleotide messenger RNA. RefSeq lists its product as uncharacterized. Bases 120 to 983 code for a protein of 287 amino acids. The transcript has 4 exons. Lineage: Eukaryota; Metazoa; Chordata; Actinopteri; Salmoniformes; Salmonidae. The record is from RefSeq and is a predicted model, not a curated record.